AUGACCAUUGCCGCGUUGCGAACGCUGGUCGCCCAGGUCCCCAGCUGGCAGGACCGUCUCGGAAAGCUGGUGGCCGACAUUGACGCCCGACAAACCGAACUAUCCAAGGCCGAAAAGUCCACCGUGCAAGACUCUACCACGCCGACGCCGGACCUCGAUACACACGCUUCGUCUAGCCACUCGAUACCCGGACUGCAGACUGACAAUAUGAACAUUGACUCUGCCACUUCGGUCGCCAGCCUCCAGAAACCGACACAAUCCGUUGCCAAUGGCCCGACAGCCAAGACAAAACGGCCCGAUCCCGUCUACUUUGACGGCAAUAUGCAAAAGUUCUUCGAGGAGCUGGUCCACUUCAUCGCCGUCAGCCGGAACAUGAUGCGCAAGGCCAAGAUGGCUGCCCGCAUCGCCCAAAUCAAGAAAAUGGCCGAGGUGCAAGUUGGAGAUGACACUGGCGACGACACGCCUCAACGACCUACGCUACACUACGUCAGCGCGCGGGGGCUCGACUCGCUCGCUUCCGCGACUCCCAACGGCGGCACGUCGACGGGACGCGAGCCCGACAUUUUCGACGCCCUCGACAAGAACCUCGACACCCUGCAGUCCACCAGCGAGCUGGCCGCCUUUCAGUUUCUGCGAGAAGCUUCCAAUAACAAGCACAUGAAGACGAUUAAUAGGAUUCUUGGCGACGUGUUGGAGGCGGCCACCGCGGAGCUGGCGCGUCUGGCACGCGACGAGCCCGCCUUGAUUCGGGAUGCCGAUGCCGCCGCUGCCCGCACCAAACGACCGCUGAGCAUGCGCAAGGAGCUGCCCGCCGGGUCCAGGCCGGCCGAGGCGCCCAACAAGCGGCAGAACCUGGGUCAUUUCAAUCCGUCGACGAGCCUGCCGUCGAUUGGACACAUGGAGGUUGACUUUGCGGCUCUGCGAAAUGACGAGGCCAUCGCGCCGCAAGUCAUUCACAUGCCGACAAAUGUGCACGUCUAG
Beauveria bassiana ARSEF 2860 is the source of this 981-nucleotide messenger RNA. RefSeq lists its product as uncharacterized. The transcript has a single exon. Bases 1 to 981 code for a protein of 326 amino acids. Lineage: Eukaryota; Fungi; Ascomycota; Sordariomycetes; Hypocreales; Cordycipitaceae. The record is from RefSeq and is a predicted model, not a curated record.